GGCGUGUUUUCGGGGCUGUUCCGGCUGCGGAGAGCAGCAGGUGGCGAGCGCGCCAGAAGAAAGCGGAGCCCAGGAGGAGGCGGGGUGGAGUGGCCGCAGCCUUUGCUGGGCGGGUGGGGGAGGAGGGCGCCAUGCGUGUCGGCGGGUGAGGCCCCUGUCCCGGCCAUGAAGCGGCAGAACGUGCGGACGCUCUCGCUGAUCGUGUGCGUGUUCUCCUACCUGCUGGUGGGCGCCGCCGUCUUCGACGCGCUCGAGGCCGAGGCCGAGACCGGGCAGCGGCGGCUCCUGGAGCAGAAGCGCGGGGAUCUCCAGCGCAAGUACCGCUUCAGCGCCCAGGACUACCGCGAGUUCGAGCGCCUGGUCCUCCGCAACGAGCCGCACCGCGCCGGCAGGCAGUGGAGGUUCGCCGGCUCCUUCUACUUCGCCAUCACCGUCAUCACCACCAUCGGUUAUGGGCACGCUGCUCCUGGAACUGAUGCUGGCAAAAUCUUCUGCAUGUUCUAUGCAAUCCUGGGCAUCCCCCUGACCUUGGUGAUGUUCCAGAGUCUUGGUGAGCGCAUGAACAUCUUAGUCCGAAUGCUCCUGAAGAAAAUAAAGAGAUGCUUGGGCAUGAGACAACCAGUGGUCUCUAUGAAAAACAUGGUUGUGGUUGGCUUCCUCUCCUGCAUGGGGACACUGUGCCUUGGGGCAGCUGCCUUCUCCCAUUUUGAAGGCUGGACUUUCUUCCAUGCCUUCUAUUAUUGCUUCAUCACGCUGACCACCAUUGGCUUUGGAGACUUUGUAGCCCUGCAGAAACACGAAGCUUUGCAAAAGGAGGCCCCUUACGUCAUCUUCAGCUUCAUGUACAUUCUAGUGGGCUUGACAGUGAUUGGGGCUUUCCUAAACUUGGUUGUCUUUAGGUUUUUGAUCAUGAACUCGGAAGAUGAGAGGCGGGAUGAGGAAGAAAGAGCAUCCUUGAGGAGAGCCAAGAAUUACAUCAACCUGAAACCAACGGAAGAGAGUGACAGGAGCAGGAACGAGAUCCUUCUCCCCAUAGAAGAUAGGAGCAGUCAAAUGAACCUCAUCCCACUGAUCCCAGAAGAUACUGAGAGGCAAAGGGGCAAAUCUUUGGGCUCCAGCACCAGAGUCCCUUCCUUUUGCACAUGUCUUUGUUACAGGCCACGACUGAACCGGAGUCCAGAUCCUCCACACCCAGAAGCUUUCAACGGUCACACCAACCUUGUGUAUUAUAAUUCAGUUUCUUACAAAAUCAUGGAGGUCUCUUUGGGUGGCAAGGACCACACUGGCCUGUCUUCCCCCAGGAGCACGCUGUCAUCCAAUAGUCCCAGCUGUCGGGAAUGCUCCCGACUCCGAAGGAAGUCUAUUUGAAACGUGCAUGCUCUUUUUUGACGUUUUUCCUUUCCUUUUUUUACUCUGAGCUGUGUUAUACUACUGAACUUGUCUUUUGAUGAUAAAUUAUUAACUGAGA
Anolis carolinensis (green anole) is the source of this 1468-nucleotide messenger RNA. It is a transcript of the gene kcnk15, whose product is annotated as potassium two pore domain channel subfamily K member 15. The record is from RefSeq and is a predicted model, not a curated record. Gene Ontology annotation, molecular function: potassium ion leak channel activity; outward rectifier potassium channel activity. The transcript is spliced from 2 exons. Gene Ontology annotation, biological process: stabilization of membrane potential; potassium ion transmembrane transport. Gene Ontology annotation, cellular component: plasma membrane. NCBI's taxonomy places the organism in Eukaryota, Metazoa, Chordata, Lepidosauria, Squamata, Anolidae. The coding region runs from base 166 to 1368 and encodes 400 amino acids.